UAAGCACGCACACACACACAUGCAUGCUCUCCCAUGUGCAUAAAUCACCUCUACUUCUCUCUCUCUCUCUCUAAAACCGAUUCUCUUUCUGUUGCGGUGUCUCUAACGGUUUUUCAGUUCCCUUGGCGGGAAACUAGAUUUUUUUGAAGGAUUUAGCUUUUGUGCUCCUUGCACCAUUGACUCUCCCUGCUCCCAACCAAUCAGGUACAUCCACGUGUUUCCAAACAAUCAACGAGCUCGCCAUUUUGAAUCAAACGACCAAGGGUGGUUCUGACGAUUCUCAUCCAUCAUGCUCUACUAAGUACCAGACUCACUCAUCUGCUGCUAUAUAUAUAUAAAUAAUAUAAGUUGCGAAGGAGCUUCGUUUCUCUCCUUUUCUCUUUGUCUCGAGAGAAAUGGAGAUAACGCAACCACCACCGUCCGGUUCAAAACCGGCGACGCAAACAGCUGCACAAUCACCACCUUUUGAUUACCACCAACCAAACGAUCAAGAUCAGUUCGCGUCCAAUUUCACCUCUCUCUACCUCUCGAUCUUCCCGCCAAAACCCUUGCUGCUCCCGAACUCGCUCUCCUUCACUCCCUCCACCACCGCCUCCCCUACCUCCUCCUCCGCUGCCGAUGAGAUUGCCACCGAGAACAGCCUCCGCCAAGCUCGACUGAUUCUCGAGUACCAGGACCUCUGCGAUCACUACAAUGUCUCUCUCUCGCGCCUCCAAACCCUAACUAAUGAACUUGAGUUGAUUCGUCAAGAGAACGCGGAUCUCAGAGUCGCAAAUAGUGAGCUCCUCAAGCUUAUCAAUCUCUCUUCUCAGGCCGCCGCGAUGCAGCAUCAGGGCAGAGCUUUUGGAAUCAGCCGUGAUGUUGCCAUUGAGAGAAGGAACAGUGUUAAUAAUGUCGAGAGAGAGAGGGUGACGUUGCCGAAGAGCAUUUCCGUCAGAUCUAGUGGUUACGUGAAGGUGAAUCAAGCGGUUUCUGGUAAUGUGAGCACCAAUGGAGGCGGUCGCGAUGGUGCAAGUAGUAACUCGAGUCGGUCUCGUGUGGCGAGUCAGCUCGAUCAACUCGUUUCUGGAUCGUGCAUGCAGAUGCAGCAGAGGGUGUAUGUGCCAGGAGGAGGAGGGGGGAAGAGAUCAGAGGAGGAAAUAGCUGCUGGAAUGGAAUUGGAGGUGUUUAAUCAGGGGAUGUGGAAGACAGAGCUGUGCAACAAGUGGCAAGAGACAGGCACGUGUCCUUAUGAUAACAAUUGCCAGUUUGCUCAUGGCAUUGGCGAGCUACGUCCAGUAAUCAGACACCCGAGAUAUAAGACUCAAGCUUGCCGUAUGGUUCUCGCUGGAGGGGUUUGUCCUUAUGGACACAGAUGCCACUUUCGCCACUCUCUCACUGACCAAGACAGGUUACUACUGGGUCCUCGUUGAUCAUCUAAAAAUGCAUGGAUUAAUUUUGGACUUGAUUGAUUGAUUGAAAAGGGGAUGGUGUAAAGCUUAAGCAAAUGCCCAGGGUUUUAUGUAUAUAAACCUAAUCAGUAAUGUUCAUGCAUCAUAUGUCGUAAUGAUAAUAAGGAAAAACAAUAUAGAAUAAAAAAAAAAAAGUUGAAAAAUAUGGCAAAUUGUAUUUGAUAAAUUGGGGGCGAUCACUGAUCAUUGGGUAAGUUGUAAGUAAAGAGAAAAUUGGAUUUUAUUUUUUUUUGGUAGGAAAUAUUUCAAGUGGGGCUGGGGGGAGGGGGGGUAUGGUUUGUGAACAACCAACCCACCAACCAAAACCAAGACCAAACUCCAAGUUCUGUAAUGAUGCAUUCUUUGAAGUAUUCUACGCAACUUCCAUUUCAA
This is a messenger RNA of Populus nigra (black poplar), 1823 nucleotides long. Its product is annotated as zinc finger CCCH domain-containing protein 14-like. Bases 396 to 1412 code for a protein of 338 amino acids. The transcript has 2 exons. Gene Ontology annotation, molecular function: mRNA binding; metal ion binding. The record is from RefSeq and is a predicted model, not a curated record. NCBI's taxonomy places the organism in Eukaryota, Viridiplantae, Streptophyta, Magnoliopsida, Malpighiales, Salicaceae.